Messenger RNA from Vespa velutina, 2442 nucleotides. RefSeq names its product translation initiation factor eIF-2B subunit gamma (gene eIF2Bgamma). The coding region runs from base 667 to 2040 and encodes 457 amino acids. Gene Ontology annotation, molecular function: translation initiation factor activity; guanyl-nucleotide exchange factor activity. The record is from RefSeq and is a predicted model, not a curated record. Gene Ontology annotation, biological process: cytoplasmic translational initiation; biosynthetic process. Gene Ontology annotation, cellular component: guanyl-nucleotide exchange factor complex; eukaryotic translation initiation factor 2B complex. Lineage: Eukaryota; Metazoa; Arthropoda; Insecta; Hymenoptera; Vespidae. The transcript is spliced from 5 exons.
UACCAAUUAUUUCUUGCAUAUCUACUUCAUCCUUUCCUAACAUUAAUAUUCCAUUUAAUGACACCUUAUAUACUUUAGUGUACUUUUGUUUUUUCACUAUCACAUAAUUUCCAGCUUUAAUUACAUCCUCGUUUUCACCCAUACUUUAUAUUUUCUUUUUAUUUUACAAAAUUAAUCUCUUUAAUACCAAUGUUUCUAAGUGUAACGACUCGUCAAUUUUAGGUUAAACAGUAUUAAAUAUGCGGUCAUAUAAAGUGAGUUAAAUGGCACAUGUAACUGAUACUACAUUACCACCUUGUGAUAUUAUUUAUAAUGUAAAUAUAAUUUAUACUUUUAUUCAAAUCAAUUAAUUAAUUGUAAAAAAAGGAAAAAGUAACCGCGUUUUUAACAACAAUUGAAUGAUUAAUAUUCAUUUAUGUAUUAUAAAAUAUUAUAAUUUACUUUUAUAUUUUAUGAAAAGAUAAAAUACAAUAGUAAAAAUAAUCAAUGGAAUAUUUAUAUGUUAUAACAAAAUUGGCGAGAUAAUUAUUUUACGACAAAUAUCUAUAUUCUCUCUUUUAAAAAAUAUUUUUGUUAAAAUGUGUAAUAGUACGCAACAUUUUCACUGCUAGAGUCAUCAGAAUGAAAAGCUAACCUAUAUUUAUUCUGUAGAUACAAAUAUAAAGGAUGGUUAUUUGUACUGAAUUUCAAGCAAUUGUACUUGCUGGCGGAAAGGGUUCUCGUAUGACAGAACUCACAGCUGGUCAACCAAAAUGUUUAUUACCUAUUGGAAAUAAACCAAUGAUUUGGUUUUCUCUACAGCUACUUGAACGUAGUGGAUUUAAGGAAUGUAUUAUAAUAGUAUCAGAAUCAGCGAAGAAUGAUGUAUCGUUGUUGUUGGAUAAAUUAGAUUUAAAAAUUAAAAUGGAAAUUAUAGGAAUACAAGGUGCAGAAGAUCUUGGUACCGCAGAUUCCAUUAGACUUAUUCAUGAAAAAAUUCACACAGAUUUUUUAGUAUUAUCGUGUGAUUUGAUAACAGAUAUUGAUAUCUCUGAAACAUUAAAUCUAUAUAGAAAACAUAAUGCGAGUAUUACAGCAUUAAUGUUACCAAUGUUCAAAAUAUCAGAUGAAUUUGUUACUCCAGGACCUAAAAAUAAACAAAAACCAGAAACAGAUCUAAUGGGAAUAGACAAUGAGACUGGACGUUUAGUAUUUUUGGCGUCGGCUUCAGAUUUCGAAGAAACAAUAAAUAUAUCACAAAAAAUUCUCAAGAAACAUACCAAUUUUACUAUGUAUUCUAAACUGAUGGAUGCACAUGUGUAUAUUAUUAAUAAGUGGGUUUUAGAUUUUCUAGUAUUUAAUAAAAACAUUAGUACAUUGAAAGGUGAACUUCUUCCAUAUAUAGUUACUAAGCAAUUAUCAAAACCACCUAAGCAAUGUCCAGAAGACAAAAAUACUUCCAUGGUACAGGUAAAUUUGAAAGAAGAUAUAUUCCGUUUUGCAGUUGCAAAACCAUUAGACGAGUUAAUAAGAAGAAUGUCUGCAUUUAAUGACCACAGUACUGAUUUACAAGAAGCUUAUCAUGAUGAUAUAAUUAGAUGUUAUGCUCACAUUAUGAAUAAUGGGUUUGGAUUAAGAGCUAACACUAUACAAAUGUAUCAUUUUGCAAAUUUUAAGAUAUCGGAUUGGUCGUCUAGUAUUAUAAAAUCUGAUCUAUUCCUGAAUACAUCAUCAUCUGCUACUGUUAAAAGUACACAAGUUCAAAAUUGUAGUAUAGAUGAAAAUGCAUUUAUUGAUGAAAAGACAUCCCUGAAAGUUAGUCACAUUGGUCCUAACACAAUUGUUGAAACGAAAACCAGAAUUUUAAAUAGUGUUAUAAUGGGCAAUGUAACUAUAAAACAAAGAUGCGCAAUACACAACAGUAUUUUAUGCAAUGGAUCUAUCAUCGAAGAAGGUACCGAAUUAAAAAAUUGUAUAGUUGGAGCUCAACAUGUUGUAACAUCUAACAGUCAACAUUCUCGAGAAGUAUUAACUGAAGCUGACAGAUUAAUAGAGAUUUAAUUAUUCACUAAUAAUUUAUUAUUCGAAGUAUGUAUGACUUAAGUGACAGGUAUGGAUCAUGCGUUUAUUGUAUCGGUGUAUAAACUUGUGUCAAUUAGAAAAAAUUUAAAGAAAUUAUCUUUGAAUUUAAUUAUAUCUUAUUCAUUUACCUGUAGAAGUAUUACGUAAAGUGUUAGUACAUAUAGUUUAAUCAUAAUUAGAUUGAAGGGAUUUAGAAAAUAUAUUAAAAUAUGCAGCUAUUCGCUCGGUAGUACUUGCGUUUCGUGAUUUAUCAUUAGAUUUUAAUACAUAGCAAAUACUAUCGACCCAGGUCUCACCACGUGGAGGUUGCUGCAUGUGGAGACCCACGGACUGACGGUGAUUCUAAUUUACUCUAAAAUCCGCGUUCCGCGAUACCGAUCC